Wyeomyia smithii (pitcher-plant mosquito) is the source of this 1632-nucleotide messenger RNA. RefSeq lists its product as uncharacterized. Bases 1 to 1632 code for a protein of 543 amino acids. Lineage: Eukaryota; Metazoa; Arthropoda; Insecta; Diptera; Culicidae. The record is from RefSeq and is a predicted model, not a curated record. The transcript is spliced from 3 exons.
AUGCCCUUCGGAGAUGUCCACGGCGAUCACAGUUUCGGCAAACCUUAUCAAUAUGGAAGCAAUUAUCAGUGUACCGACAACGACAGUGGUAAUACUGUUUGGCUGUACUACCAAAAUACACGGGGAUUAAGAACUAAAAUUGACGAGCUUUUUCUGACGACCCGUGAGUGCAACUUUGACAUCAUAAUACUGACAGAGACAGGGUUAGAUGAUCGUGUCAACUCACUGCAGCUGUUUGGGACAACUUUUAAUGUGUUUCGCUGUGAUCGCUCUAUACGCAAUAGCAACAAAUCCAGCUUUGGCGGUGUUUUGAUCGCUGUGGCUCAGUGUCAUCCUAGCUCAUUCAUCGAAACUGUGAGUGGCGAGUGUUUGGAGCAAGUUUGCGUCAGCGCUACCGUUAGGGGAACUAAACUGCUGCUGUGCGGUGUGUAUAUACCACCAGAUAGGAGCCACGAUGUCAAGACUAUCGAUGCACACAUUUCCUCUAUUGGCGAGCUGUUUGAUAAAAGUAAUGCGAAUGACAUCGUGUUUGUCUGUGGUGAUUAUAAUCAGCCACGCAUCGUGUGGAUGCCUGGUGCUGCCCCUGCUUCUGUUCGAUUGCCUGUUGCUAGUGCGACGCUGAUAGACGGCAUGGAUUAUUUAAAUCUAAGGCAGCAAAACUAUCAGCGAAACCAUAACGAUCGUACCCUGGAUUCAGUUUUUUGUUUCCUUGACCAUCAGCUUACUGUUAAUAACUGUAUUAGACCGCUACUCCCUGUCGACCGCUACCAUCCACCCCUAACUGUCUCACUACCUACCGUCCGUUCUCAUAGUACUGUUCCGUUGUGUGCAGAUAAUGGAAGCAGAUUGAACUACCGAAAAGUUGAUUUCGUCGCAUUGAUCGAUUAUUUGAUGAGCCUCGACUGGAAUUCAAUCUACGUUUGCACUGAUGUCGACGAUAUGACAGCACGCUUUUGCGAUAUAAUUGGUCAGUGGUUGAAUGCAAAUGUACCGCUAGCGAAGCGUCCCAACAUCCCUGCUUGGAGCACGCGUCGAUUGCAUGAAUUAAAACGGCUUCGAAACAAUGCCCAGCGUAAAUUUCGCCGUUUGAAAACGCAGGUAGCGAGACAUAAUUUCGAAAGCACCAGCGACGAAUACCGCCGUCUUAACAGAGAAUUAUACAAAUCCUACGUCUUACGUGUACAGGCAGACCUUAGGAGAAACCCCAAAGGAUUUUGGAAUUUUGUCAACUCCAAACGAAAAUGUUCAUCGGUGCCUGUAAAUGUUCGCUUGGAUGACUUAGACGCGACUUCAGAAUCGGAUUCGUGUGAGCUUUUUGCAACUUUUUUAGCAUCAGUGUUUGCUGAUAGAGUUGCCUCCGAUGCCGAGGCGGAUAUUGCGGCGGCUGAUGUUCCGGCCGAUUUGAUUGAUUUGACAACAUUUGAAAUUACCACUGAUAUGAUAAUGGAUGCCGCCAAGAAACUUAAGCGAUCUUAUACUCCGGGGCCCGAUGGCAUCCCCGCUAUAGUUAUCAGCCGUUGUGCUAAUGCGCUAGAUCUGAGUAACUCUAGUCAGUUGGUGAACGGUGGAGUGACCCUGUCUAAGCCCGAACUGUUCUGGGAGGAAGAUGUUAUUCUGGUUCGCGAAUUCUAG